Erigeron canadensis is the source of this 2961-nucleotide messenger RNA. RefSeq names its product glutamate receptor 2.7-like. Gene Ontology annotation, molecular function: glutamate-gated receptor activity. The record is from RefSeq and is a predicted model, not a curated record. Gene Ontology annotation, cellular component: plasma membrane. Lineage: Eukaryota; Viridiplantae; Streptophyta; Magnoliopsida; Asterales; Asteraceae.
AGUUCAAAAAACCAAAGAAAAAAAAUAUAUCCCUCUUCAGCAAAUUUGGAUCAAAAAAUACAAUUUAUGCAUGGAGACUCAUAUGGUGCUGUAUGCUGUUGUUAUGAUAAGUUUGAUAUGGGGAAUGAAUGCAAAGACAAAUGUAGAAGUUGGUGUGAUUCUUGAUAUGGGAACCAGCAUUGGCAAGAUGGGCAGCAGUUGCAUUUCGAUGGCCAUACGCGAUUUCUAUGAGAAACACGACAACUACACCACCAUGAUUCAGCCUUAUUUCCGUGAUUCCAAACGAGAUAUCGUUGAAGCCACUUCUGCAGCUAUUGAUCUCAUGAAAAACGUUCAAGUAAAGGCGAUUCUUGGGCCCAUGGAUUCCUCACAAGCAGAUUUCGUCAUCAAUAUUGGCAAGAAAGCAAAAGUUCCUAUACUCUCAUCAGCAACAAGCCCUGCACUUUCCCCAGAUGAAAACGGUUACUUCAUCCGUACUGCGCCUGAUGCUUCGUCUCAACUCAAACCGAUAGCUGCUUUGAUCAAACACUUUGGUUGGAGGGAAGUGGUGCUUAUUUAUGAACAUGGUGAAUACGGAAGAGGCCUUGUCCCUUACUUAGCAGAUGCCAUGUUCAAGAUUGAUACCAAAAUCAUGUGGCGUGAAGUGAUAUAUCCUUCGGCUACAGAUGAUCAGAUCCUUAAAACGCUUUACAAACUAAAGACGAUGCAGACCAGGGUCUUCGUGGUACAUGCCUUACCGGAUUUGGCUUCACGUUUUUUCAAAAAAGCCCAUGAGGCUGGAAUGAUGGAAAAGGAGUAUGUGUGGAUCAUCACGGAAGUGCUCACUAGUCGUUUGCAUUCUUUGGAUCCCACAGACAUAGAGCUGAUGCAAGGAGUACUGGGUGUGAAGUCCUAUAUCCCUAGGUCUAACAAGCUAAUCAAAUUCGAGAAAAGAUGGAAACGGGAAUUCCUGAGCCUGAAUCCAGACGAUGAAGUAGCAGAAUUAGACAUGUUUGGGAUAUGGGCAUACGAUACUGUUUUUGCACUAGCAAUGGCAUUGGAGAAGGUUUCAAGUGAAGCUAAUGUUGCUUUCCAACGAAAAAAUGAAUCCUCGACAGAUUUUGAUGCCAUUGGAACCUCGGGAAUGGGGUCAAGCCUUGUUCCAUGGAUUCGAAACGCAAGCUUCAAAGGGCUGAGUGGCGAGUUCCAUAUUGUUAAUGGACAAUUACAAUGGUCUGCGUACCAGAUAGUGAACAUAAUAGGAAAGCUGGAGAACCCUGUCGGGUUUUGGACUCCUAAAAAUGGCAUAUCAAAGAAGUUAAACAUUCAAACCAAGGAUCUUAAGGUUAUCACAUGGCCUGGUGACAGUCAUACCAUCCCUAGAGGCUGGGAAAUCCCCACCAGCAAUGAGAACACGUUAAGAGUUGGAGUUCCAGCAAAGGCAGGGUUUGUUCAGUUUGUUGAUGCCAACACCGACCCUCGAACCAAUGAAGUUGUUGUGACUGGUUUCUGCAUGGACGUUUUUAACGCAGUCAUUAGUGCUUUGCCUUACGCUGUAAAACACGAAUUCAUACCAUUUGUUAAUGUUACUCCAGAGGGCAUGAGACCUGCGGGAACCUAUAAUGACCUUCUUCACAGUCUUUCCAAAGGGGCAUAUGAUGCGGUGGCUGGGGACAUUACAAUCCUGGCAAACCGGUCGAGUUAUGUUGACUUCACAUUACCAUACAUACAGGCUGGUACUUCAAUGAUUGUUCGGAUCCAGGAUGAGAGGAAGAGUGCGUGGAUCUUCAUGAGACCCCUUGAAAAAGAGCUUUGGAUAACAAUUGCAGCAUUUUUCAUAUAUACAGGACUUGUGGUAUGGAUUUUGGAGCAUCGUGUAAACCAAGAAUCGGGCCCACCGCGUAAACAAGUCGGAAUGAUCUUCUGGUUUUCCUUCUCCACGCUUGUUUUUGCCCACAGGGAAAAGUUAAUGAGCAACUUAUCCAGAUUUGUGGUGAUAGUGUGGGUGUUUGUGGUUUUAGUUUUGACCUCCAGCUACACGGCAAGCUUGACAUCCAUGUUAACUGUACAACAGCUUCAGCCUGCAUAUACUGAUAUCUAUGAGAUCAUGAGAAAUGGAGAAUUCGUAGGAUACCAUAAUGGUACAUUUGUUGUAGAAAAGUUGAGAAAGAUGGGUUUCGAUGAUAGUCAGCUGAAAAACUACAGUAGCUUUGAGGAGUAUGAUGAGGCCCUCCAAAAUGGAAGCCGAAACGGAGGAGUUUCUGCAAUUAUGGCUGAGAUCCCUUACAUCAAGGUUUUCUUGGCCAAAUACUGUGCCAAGUAUACCAUGACUGGUCCAACCUACAAAACUGCAGGCUUUGGUUUUGCAUUUCCAAAAGGGUCUCCGCUAGUCCCAGAUGUUUCGCGUGCAAUCCUGCAAGUAACAGAGGAGCAAAUGACAAACAUAUCCAGAAAAUGGUUUGGAGAAUCAGACGGUUGUGACCCGCAGAAUGACCCUAAAGUGUCCUCCGACAGGCUCACACUAGAUAGCUUCAAGGGCCUGUUUCUCAUUGCUGGCUUGUCAUCAACUUCUGCUGUAUUGAUUUUCUUCGUGAGGUUUUUAUAUCAAAACCGAGAAACAUUAAAGUCACAAGGGCCGAUUAGCCAAAGGCUUGCUACAAUGGCAAAAACCUUUGAUGUGUUUAAGGAUGAUAAAUCCAGAAACACAAGUCGAGAGGCAGCACCAGAUGAGUCAGUCGAUGAUAUUAUUACCUAUAGUCCAGAAGUUAGUGUACACCAUCAAGCAGUGGUUUUCUCUCAUGAUGAAGGAUUUUCUACAACUGAACCUGGGACUCCGGUUCAUGAAACUAUAGAACCAGUAGAAACUACCGUACAGACCUAGGUGUGAUGACAGUUAUGUAUAGCAUGCAAAAAUUGCAUACACACCUCCAUACUUAGAUAGUAUUCUUUGUCAAUAAUUUUAUAAUACAAGCUUUUCUGUUA